This is a messenger RNA of Anthostomella pinea, 180 nucleotides long. The record is from the annotation of a GenBank genome assembly. NCBI's taxonomy places the organism in Eukaryota, Fungi, Ascomycota, Sordariomycetes, Xylariales, Xylariaceae.
AUGCGAGACGCCCCCGACGCCGGCGCCGGGACCGAGAAUGAGAUCGUGCAGAGCGACCACAGCUGGGAAGGGAGUCUUCGCGUCGGGGACCGUUUGACAGAACGCCUUCUCCGACUUGAUCUGGCUCAUCGCCACUUUUCUCGUAUGGACGAGCUGGUACUCGUAGAGCACGCGAAAUAA